UGUUUAUUGGAUUGGCUAGAGCUAGUGGAAGACGUUGGAAAUAUUUUCACAACUGUCAUCUAUUGUUGGAUGACUAUGGUUUUGGUCUCUCAUGGCUUCUACUGUAGUCACUUGGGCACUUCAAGACACAGUUGGAUGUCACAUGAUUUGAGUUUCUCUUGUUCCAUUUCCAAUUUUCAUCCAUUAAAGAGAUAUGCUCCAUCAUCUAAGUUUCUACAUAUGACCAACGUUUUUAUGGCGCAGCAAGAGGCUGGUAAGCCUGUCACGAAUGGACGGGUGAGCAAAAUGGUGUCAACGAAGGAAUUAAUGAAAUCUGAAUCUACUAUCAUUCAGAAAAUUGAAUCAGUUAAUGGAAUAGCCAGUCCCAGCACAGUUGUGAAUGGCUUUAAAAGAGUUGAGAAUGGUGUUGGAUUGGUUAAAAGGGUUGAAAUGUUAAAUAAUGUCAAUACACUGCAAAAGGUAGUUCCUGAUGAUUUCUCCUUUGUAGACGGACCAAAAGUCUUGCUUUCAGAUGAAGGAUUCAGCUGGGCCAAUGAAAACUAUAAUGCUUGGCAUAGGAGUGUUGAUAUUUGGUCAUUUAUUCUUUCUUUACAAAUUCGGGCUCUGUUUGAUAAUGCAAAAUGGUCAUAUUUUGGUGGAUUUACAGAAGAUAAACAGACAAAAAGGCGCCAAAAAACAGCUUCAUGGUGCAGAGAGAGAGUUUUGCAACUAGGACCAACUUUUAUCAAGCUAGGCCAGUUAUCCUCAACAAGGUCUGAUUUGUUCCCUAAAGAGUUUGUUGAUGAGCUUGCCAAGUUGCAGGAUAGGGUGCCGGCAUUCUCACCUGAAAAAGCGAGAGCGUUCAUAGAAAAUGAGUUGGGUUUGCCAGUUAAUGCAUUAUUCAAGAAAUUUGAAGAUCAACCUAUAGCUGCAGCCAGUCUUGGCCAGGUGCAUCAAGCUAUUCUACAUAAUGGCGAGAAAGUUGUAAUAAAAGUUCAGAGGCCAGGUCUCAAGAGGCUUUUUGACAUAGAUUUAAGGAACCUGAAACUAAUAGCCGGGCAUUUUCAGAAAAGUACGAUAUUUGGAGGACUUACGAAGGAUUGGAUUGGUAUUUACAAUGAGUGUUCCAAAAUUCUAUACCAAGAAAUGGACUAUAUUAUUGAAGGAAGGAAUGCUGAUAGGUUACGUCGAGAUUUUCGAAAUGUGAAGUGGGUUCGCAUACCAGUUGUCCUUUGGGAUUAUACUUCUUCAAAGGUGUUGACUCUGGAAUAUGUGCCAGGAAUAAAGAUAAGUAGCCUAAGCCAGAUAGAUGCUAGCGGAAACAACCGCUCUCAGAUUGCUUUACGUGCUAUUGAGGGAUAUUUGAUUCAGAUACUAAAGACUGGAUUUUUUCAUGCUGAUCCCCAUCCAGGCAAUCUUGCUAUUGACAGGGAUGGAUCACUUAUCUAUUAUGAUUUUGGAAUGAUGGGUGAAAUAUCACCCUUUACUCGGGAAAAGCUACUUAAUUUGUUUUACUCAAUAUAUGAAAAAGAUAUAAAUAAGGUUAUGAGGAGCCUCAUUGAAGUUGAUGCACUUAAGCCAACAGAAGACAUUUCAUCUGUGCAGAGAUCCAUACAGUUUUUCUUGGAUAAAACAUUUAGCCAUUCAUCCGAUCAACAACAAAGUUUGGCUGCAAUUAGUGAGGAUUUUUUUGCAAUAGCAGCAGAUCAGCCUCUACGCUUACCUUCCACAUUAACUUUUGUAAUGAAGGCAUUCUCAACUCUUGAAGGUGUCGUAUAUAUGCUAGAUCCAGAAAUUUCAUUUGUCAGAGUUGCAGCGCCUUAUGCAAGAGAAUUACUGAACACCCAACAAAGGCAAAAAACUGGAGCAGAGGUUGCUAAUGAUAUAAGAAGACUAGCUGAUGAAGCUAGGGAUCACACAAUUUCAAUGCCAUAUAGAAUCCAGAAAAUAGAAGACUUCGUGAAGCAGCUGGAGUCGGGAGAUUUGAAACUUAGAGUUCGAGUGCUCGAGUCUGAACGAGCUGCACGGAAAGCCGCUAUACUUCAGAUGGGCUCUAUUCAUGCAGUUUUGGGAGGAGCUCUAUUUAAUGUUGGAGUUUAUUUAAGCAGCCAAGUAAAUCAGACUGCUGCAAAUAUAGCUUUCAUUGGUGCUGGUUUGUUUUUGUUGCUGUUGGUAAUAUCAUUUCGAAAAGUCAAGAAGCUCGACAAAUUAGAGAAGAUUCCGUGAUGUUAUGUUACCACCCACCAUCAAUCUUUCGUUUUCUUUUGGGGAAAUCACUGCUCCCCUUAAAUUUUGGGGAAAGCUGUCAUUAUUUGUUGUUGUUAAUUUAUUAAAAUGGGUCCUUCAUUGGAUCCCCCAAAAUUGAUUUGUUGUUAUUGGUGGUUGCAUAAUAAAUUGGACUAUUUAUCAUUGCAGUUUUACAAUGUGCAAUGGAGAUAAAAAGCAUUUCUUGA
Messenger RNA from Phalaenopsis equestris, 2432 nucleotides. RefSeq lists its product as uncharacterized. Gene Ontology annotation, biological process: regulation of response to reactive oxygen species. Bases 70 to 2205 code for a protein of 711 amino acids. NCBI's taxonomy places the organism in Eukaryota, Viridiplantae, Streptophyta, Magnoliopsida, Asparagales, Orchidaceae. The transcript is spliced from 18 exons. The record is from RefSeq and is a predicted model, not a curated record.